GAGGGACCCAUUAGUAAAUCUCAGGUGUGUAAAUUAGCUUUGGGUUAGAAAUACAUGAACAAGUUUUUUGCUCUCUCAGUAAGUUGAGUAACCCAAAACAUCCAAAGCUUAUUGCAUUUCCUAUAAAAGAAGCAAAACAAAACAUAUGCAUUUUCAGAUUGAGUGGCUUUUAUUGUCAUUGAUAUUGGAGAUCUGUUUAUGAUGUGUAUGCAUUUAUUUUCCUCACUGAAUCAUCUAAGGAUAAGAUGUGAUGUCUGCACAAAAGGUCCACCUGAAAUGCUGAAUGUAAUGGAUGAUAUAGGAGCUUUUAUGCAGGUUUUUGCUGAACAUUAUGAACAAGGCUGCCUUCUGUAUAGCGUAUAUGAUGAUGGCAUCUCUGACAGCCAUAAACCAGUCAAAUACAAGAGGAAACCGGAUGUCAAGAUAUUCAUUAGUAAAAUUAGGGAACAGUUUCAGAAGUUUACAGCUAGUGAUAACCUCUGGUGGCAAGGUCUUGCUCGAAUUUUAGAAGAUAAAGGAUUUAUCAAGGAGGGAGAUGAGAUGGUCCAUGUUCAGAUAAAAUAUCCAGAGCCAACAAAACUGGGAUUGGAAUGGUUGCAACAAAAUAAGAUGGAGCAGCCCUCCUAUGUUUAUCCUGAAGCAGAUAUGCUGCUAUCAAUGGAAAACCCUAAGCCAUACUCAAGUUUCUCAGAAUGGGGAAAAGGAUGGGCUGAUCCUGAGAUUCGUCGGCAAAGACUAACAAGGAAUAAUAGAGUUGGGAGGAAGAAAAAGAAGAGGAAAUCAAGCAGUCACCGCCCAGAUUCAAAGGUACUGAGGAGGUUAGCUUCACACUCUAAACGAAGAUGAUCAUUAAUCUGCCAAAUAAAUUGAUUUCUUUUUGGCAUAUGGCAUAUUCAUACUGGGUGAAAAGUAGGAAAACAAAAUGCAGACAAUUUUGU
Messenger RNA from Impatiens glandulifera, 938 nucleotides. Its product is annotated as ATP-dependent DNA helicase Q-like SIM. The coding region runs from base 199 to 846 and encodes 215 amino acids. The transcript has 5 exons. The record is from RefSeq and is a predicted model, not a curated record. Lineage: Eukaryota; Viridiplantae; Streptophyta; Magnoliopsida; Ericales; Balsaminaceae.